GGGAAGUAAGAAGACGAAAUUCGGAAAGAUUGACAAGUGUUUGUGUGAUAUCUUUCCGUGAUUGUGUGGGCCAGAGGCCUUAAUCGUAAUGCAUGCCUCUUUCAAAAGUACACAAAGCCCCAAUCUUAGAUUCGUCAACGCGAGAAGAGAAUCCGUUGAGCAGAAAACGCAAAUUCAGUGAAAAUUAUAUCUUCGCCUCCACGAGCAAAAGGGCUCGAGAACAUUUGGAAAACGAGAGCCAAACAACAACAACAAUGACUGAUGCGCCUAAAAGGGCGAACUUUUCCGCCCUAAAUCCCAGUAAUGGCAUUGCCAGACAUGCCUCGCCACUGUCUAACAACAAGUCUGGGGCUAUCAAGAAGCUAGUUAUCAAAAAUUUCAAAGAAAAGCCCAAGUUGCCUGUGAACUUCCAACAGGAGACCCUGGAGAAGCUGAAGGAAGCUGUAGAAGCUAUCCACACCAGCCACUCCAUCAAAUCCAGCCUAGAAGAAUUGUACAAGGCUGUGGAAAACAUGUGUUCUCAUAAGAUGUCGGCUAUGCUCUAUGAUGAAUUGAAAAAAAUCUGUGAAAACUUUGUGAAGUCAAAUCUUGAACAGUUCUUGGGAGAUACCACUCAUUAUGAACAGUACCUGAAGUUGAUGGAUAGCUGCUGGCAAGCUCACUGUAGACAGAUGAUAAUGAUCAGGAGUAUAUUUCUUUACUUGGACCGGACAUAUGUACUACAGAACAACUCUGUAUUGUCUAUAUGGGAGAUGGGUCUAGACCUGUUUCGUCAGCACAUUAUCAGUCACAACACCGUCCAGCUGAGGACCGUGGACGGUCUGCUGCUGCUGAUAGAGAAGGAGAGGAACGGGGAGGCUGUUGACAGGCACCUGCUGAAGAGUUUGCUCAGGAUGCUGUCAGAUCUACAGAUAUAUCAGUCGGCGUUUGAGAAGAAGUUCCUGGAGGCAACAGACAGAUUGUACGCGGCAGAGGGAAGGAGGCUCAUGCAGGAGAGAGACGUGCCGGAAUAUCUGACUCAUGUCGACAAGAGGCUGAAUGAAGAGACGGAGAGGCUGUUACACUACCUGGAUCAAAGCACAAGAAAACCUUUGAUUGCUAUAGUAGAAAAGCAACUGUUGGAACAACACCUGUCUUCUAUAUUAGGCAAAGGACUGGACCAGCUGUUGGAUGAGAACCGGGUCACAGAUAUCAGCCUUCUCUUUCAGUUGUUUGUCAGGGUCAAAGAUGGCAUCAAAGAGCUCUGCUCUGCCUUCGCUACUUACAUCAAGCUGACUGGCCGCAUGGUUGUGGUGAACACAGACAGUGAUCCAGAGAAAGACAAGGAUAUGGUACAAAAAUUAUUAGAUUUUAAGGAUAAGAUUGACAACAUUAUAUCAGUGUGUUUGGGGAGGAAUGAGAAGUUUAUCAACUCCAUGAAGGAGAGUUUUGAGCACUUCAUUAACCAGAGACAGAACAAACCAGCUGAGCUGAUAGCUAAGUAUGUGGAUUCUAAAUUAAGAGCAGGAAACAAGGAAGCAACAGAAGAGGAAUUAGAGCGCUUGCUGGAUAAGAUCAUGGUUCUCUUUAGGUUUAUACAUGGUAAAGAUGUGUUUGAAGCAUUUUAUAAGAAAGAUCUUGCCAAACGGUUACUGGUGGGCAAAAGUGCCUCAGUGGAUGCCGAAAAAUCCAUGUUGUCGAAGUUAAAACAAGAAUGUGGGGCAGGUUUUACCAGUAAACUGGAGGGGAUGUUUAAGGACAUGGAGCUCUCCAAAGACAUCAUGCUCGCCUUCAAACAGCACAUGAUGAAUCUGGAUGCCCCUGGUGGUAUUGAUCUGACAGUGAACAUCCUGACCAUGGGCUACUGGCCAACCUACCCUCCCAUGGAAGUUCACCUUCCAACAGAGAUGGUCCAGUAUCAGGAAAUCUUCAAGAAGUUUUACCUGAGCAAACACAGUGGGAGAAAGUUACAGUGGCAACCCACUUUAGGACAUUGUGUUUUAAAGGCAGAGUUUCGGGACGAGGUGAAGAAAGAGCUACAGGUGUCUCUGUUCCAGACUUUGGUUUUAUUAUUGUUCAACGACGCAGUGGAGUUUGUGUAUGAAGACAUCAAACAAGCUACAUCCAUAGAGGAAGGGGAACUAAAAAGGACGUUGCAGUCAUUGGCUUGUGGAAAAGCAAGAGUUCUCCUGAAGGUUCCAAAGGGUAAAGACAUAGAAGAUGGUGACAAGUUCACGUUUAAUGAGGAUUUCAAGCACAAACUUUUCCGCAUCAAAAUCAACCAGAUUCAGAUGAAGGAGACGCAAGAGGAGAAUGUCAACACUACAGAACGAGUAUUCCAGGAUCGCCAGUAUCAAGUCGAUGCUGCGAUUGUGCGCAUCAUGAAAACAAGAAAGAGCUUGUCCCAUAACCUGCUGAUAUCUGAGCUGUACAACCAACUCAAGUUCCCUGUCAAGCCCUCUGACCUGAAGAAGAGGAUUGAGAGCCUUAUUGACAGGGAUUACAUGGAGAGAGACAAGGACAAUCCAAACCAGUAUCACUACGUGGCCUAGAAAGGCCACUCAACAGUUCUGUGAUGGACAGUGUAAAUUGUGAAAGUUCACAUAAAUACAUAUCUACUAGUGCGAGAUUUUACCAGCAGUUGAUUGGCCAAGACAUUUCAGUGUUUACCUCCAGGCUUCUAAUUGGCUAUUAUAAAGUGUGAUGACCGGGUCGUGACACAGGCUGUCAAGGGUAUGAUUGGCCAGACGAGGUCAUGUGACUAACCCAUGCGUUGUCAUGGAGAUGUGACUCUUCCCGCUUUCUUGGAUGUGGGGAUUUGUGAGGGACAGGCUUGUGUGGAAUGCUUUCCCUCAAAAUGUGACGAAUCUUUUUUUUACGCUUCUGAUGUUUUGUGAUUCCUUUCCCUUGUGAAAGUAUGUGAAUAUGCUCCAUCUUACAAAAUGUUGAACUAAGUAUAAAACAAAAAAAAAAAGAGAGACUAAAGAAGUGCACACUGGUGAGAGUUUGUGAAAACCUACAGUAAACACUUUGCCCCAGUUGUGAAAGACAUGAUAUGAUUAGAAUUUUACAUUCUGAUAUACUUGUACAUUAGGAUGAUUCGAGUGC
Messenger RNA from Liolophura sinensis, 3087 nucleotides. RefSeq names its product cullin-4A-like. Gene Ontology annotation, cellular component: cullin-RING ubiquitin ligase complex. Gene Ontology annotation, molecular function: ubiquitin protein ligase binding. Gene Ontology annotation, biological process: ubiquitin-dependent protein catabolic process. The record is from RefSeq and is a predicted model, not a curated record. NCBI's taxonomy places the organism in Eukaryota, Metazoa, Mollusca, Polyplacophora, Chitonida, Chitonidae.